GGACGGAGAGGAAAAGUAUGGAGUCGCAGAUUAGAAUGCCGUCUUCGUCAUUCUAGGGUUCCCAAUUGCGCUCGGUGUCUCAGUCCUGCGACGAAGACGCCUUUCGCCCCUGCGCUCGCUACGUCGGAAUCUUCUACCCCCCGACGCUGGCAUUCGUCAUGCGGCUUUUGAUUCAUCGGCGGUACUAGAGACCAGGACGGAACUGCGGUUGCAUUUCGUUUUUCAUGUUAAAGCAGUGCGUUCGCGGGGGAGAGGUUGUCUUGUAUUGGAGACCAACGGGGAUUGGAAAGGUUGGAAGGAGUGGCGUAGUCGUUAAGGUGUGGACUCUUGCUGGUUGUGUUCGGAUUUUGGAGAGCGUUUUUGUGUGUGUUUUUUUGUGGUGAGGCUUGGUAGACGAAGUCUGCAGCAGCCAUGUUUGGGCGUAUGCCAAAGAAGAGUGACAACACGAAGUAUUAUGAAACGCUCGGGGUGUCGAAGAGCGCGUCGCAGGAUGAGCUGAAGAAGGCGUACAGGAAGGCGGCAAUUAAGAAUCAUCCUGAUAAGGGUGGAGACCCGGAGAAGUUCAAGGAGCUUUCUCAGGCAUACGAAGUUUUAAGUGAUCCCGAGAAGCGGGAACUGUACGAUCAAUAUGGAGAGGAUGCUCUCAAGGAGGGGAUGGGCGGAGGUGGCGGUGGACACAAUCCAUUCGACAUCUUUGAAUCGUUCUUCGGUGGUGGUGGAAGUCCAUUUGGGGAUUCGUUUGCUGGCGGUAGUGGCAGGGGCGGCGGUAGGCGACAGAGAAGAGGAGAAGACGUAGUUCACCCCUUGAAGGUUUCGCUGGAAGACUUGUACAAUGGAACUUCGAAGAAGUUGUCUCUGUCUCGGAAUGUGCUUUGCUCAAAAUGCAAAGGUAAGGGAUCGAAGACUGGUGCAUCCAGUCGAUGCGCAGGAUGUCAAGGUUCAGGCAUGAAGGUUUCAAUCCGUCAGCUGGGUCCUAACAUGAUACAGCAGAUGCAACAUGUGUGUCCUGACUGCAAAGGAUCUGGGGAGACUAUUGUUGAAAAGGACAGGUGUGGACAGUGCAAGGGUCAAAAGGUUGUGCAGGACAAGAAAUUGUUGGAAGUGCAUGUAGAGAAAGGAAUGCAGCAUGGACAGAAGAUCACCUUCCAGGGCGAGGCAGAUGAAGCGCCGGAUACCAUUACAGGUGACAUCGUCUUUGUAUUGCAACUGAAGGAGCAUCCUAAAUUCAAGAGGAAAGUCGACGAUCUGUUUGUGGAGCAUACUUUGAGCCUCACAGAAGCUUUGUGUGGUUUCCAAUUCCCACUCACACACCUUGAUGGACGGCAACUUCUGAUUAAGUCAGCCCCCGGGGAGAUUAUCAAGCCAGGUCAAUUCAAGGCUAUCAAUGACGAGGGCAUGCCACAUCACCUAAGGCCCUUCAUGAAAGGCAGGUUGUACCUUCAUUUUACAGUUGAAGUCCCUGAGAGUGGUUCCCUGUCCCUAGAGCAAAUCAAGGCUUUGGAGACGGUUCUUCCUCCCAGACCGACUAGGCAGAUGACAGAUAUGGAAUUGGAUGAAUGUGAGGAAACCACGCUAUAUGACGUUAAUAUUGAUGAGGAGAUGAGAAGGAAGCAAGUACAUGCACAAGAAGCUUACGAAGAGGAUGAGGAAUCUUCUGGUCCUCGCACUCAGUGUGCGCAACAAUAGAUCAUGUAUGCUUGCUGGAUCUGGUAAGCUAUUUUAGGAAAUGAACCCAAGUUUAACAUUACAGGAUUUAACUUUCUCAUACAUGUCCUGCUAAUUAGAAGUAGGGAAUAGGUUGAUUGUUUAAAUAGAUUGCGGGUGUUACGAUUGUACAACACCUGUGAGUUUAGGAGAAACAAUUUCUCUCAUUUAGCUUGGUUGAUUAUAUAAUGAUGAAACUACGCUCACUUGCGAAAUCAAUGAGUUGGGAAGUAGUCGGAGCCCCACUUGUGAUUGCAAUGGUUGUUUUUCAGGAUAACGUUGCUCAUGGCAGAAACGUUGAACCCCUAUAACUUCGAUUUCUGAUUAAGGUUUCUGAA
Messenger RNA from Physcomitrium patens, 2042 nucleotides. RefSeq names its product dnaJ protein homolog. The record is from RefSeq and is a predicted model, not a curated record. Gene Ontology annotation, biological process: protein folding; response to heat. NCBI's taxonomy places the organism in Eukaryota, Viridiplantae, Streptophyta, Bryopsida, Funariales, Funariaceae. Gene Ontology annotation, molecular function: ATP binding; Hsp70 protein binding.